CGCAGCGGAGAGCUCAAAGCUAGCUCAAAGCUAUAGAUCACUAACCGUUCCUCGUCUUCUCCGCCCCUUUCAGGCCAUUCUUCUUUCUCAUAUAAACCAUAUAUAAGAGCUUUAACCAAUUCCUCUAAACUACUUCGCUUCCCACUCCUAAAUCACUCCUUUAAUUCGGCAUUUCCAAUGGCGUCGCUUCUCCAUUCCAAGUCCCCAGCUCUCUCAUUCUCCUCCACAAUCUCUUCUCCUUCUUCCCUCCGACGUUUCUCAUCUUCCGCGGCGGCAUUCCCAGCUCGCCAAUACAAACUCCCCGCUGUCCAAUCGAAAAUCCGUGAGAUCUUCAUGCCUGCUCUCAGCUCUACCAUGACCGAAGGCAAAAUUGUCUCCUGGACUAAGUCCGAGGGUGACGUCCUCUCCAAAGGAGAAUCUGUGGUGGUCGUCGAAUCUGAUAAAGCUGACAUGGACGUAGAGACAUUCUACGGUGGCAUUCUCGCUGCUAUCGUUGUCAAUGAGGGCGAGACGGCUCCUGUUGGCGCUCCUAUUGGGCUCUUGGCUGAGACUGAAGAUGAAAUUGCCGAAGCCAAGAUUAGAGCCAAAGGCCAAUCUGCUACUCCCAAACUAGAAACCUCUCCUGCUGCUACCACUACCAGUGAUGCUGCUGCUGCUGCCCCCAAAGUUGCUGGACUGAUUAAGAUUGUCGCCACGCCUUAUGCGAAGAAGUUAGCGAAGCAGCACAAAGUUGAUAUAAACAAAGUGACUGGGACUGGGGCAUUUGGACGGAUUACCCCGGAGGAUGUCGAGAAGGCCGCAGGGAUUACUAAAAGCAUCCCCGCUGCCACUGCAGUAGCUGCUCCGAUCCCGGCUGCGGCUGCUCCCGCAAAAGCGUCUCCAACUAGCUUUCCUGACAUUCCAGGGUCGACCGUUGUUCCUUUCACCACAAUGCAAAUUACAGUAUCAAAGAAUAUGAUGGAGAGCCUCUCUGUUCCCACAUUCCGUGUUGGAUAUCCAGUUAGUACGAACGCCCUUGAUGCUCUGUAUGAAAAGGUCAAGCCAAAAGGCGUUACAAUGACUGCACUGUUAGCUAAAGCUGCAGCAAUGGCCCUGGCUCAACAUCCAGUUGUGAACGCCACUUGUAAAGACGGAAAGAGCUUUACUUAUAAUAGCAGUAUAAAUAUUGCUGUUGCUGUGGCAAUUAAUGGUGGAUUGAUCACCCCAGUGCUUCAGGAUACUGACAAGUUGGAUCUUUAUCUAUUGUCUCAAAAGUGGAAGGAAUUGGUAGACAAGGCUAGGGCUAAGCAACUUCAGCCACACGAGUACAAUUCAGGGACUUUCACGCUGUCCAACUUAGGCAUGUUUGGUGUGGACAGAUUUGAUGCUAUUCUUCCUCCCGGCCAGGGGGCUAUUAUGGCUGUUGGAGCAUCAAAACCAACUGUUGUCUCUGACUCUGAAGGUUUCUUCUCUGUCAAAAAUAAGAUGCUGGUGAAUGUCACGGCAGACCACCGGAUUAUUUAUGGUGCUGACUUGGCAGCCUUCCUUCAAACGUUCUCAAAGAUUGUCGAGAACCCAGAGAGCUUGACAAUGUAGAUGCUUUCAAUCAAUAGCUUCUCACCGUUUUCUGCUAUGUUGUACUAAAACAUUCCGAUUAUAUUGCAUUCUUGAAAUUUUUUGGAAUGAAAUAAUAAUAUUUUUGCUGAUUUUUGGAUA
Nicotiana tabacum (common tobacco) is the source of this 1695-nucleotide messenger RNA. Its product is annotated as dihydrolipoyllysine-residue acetyltransferase component 4 of pyruvate dehydrogenase complex, chloroplastic. Gene Ontology annotation, biological process: pyruvate decarboxylation to acetyl-CoA. Gene Ontology annotation, cellular component: pyruvate dehydrogenase complex; chloroplast envelope; chloroplast thylakoid. The record is from RefSeq and is a predicted model, not a curated record. Gene Ontology annotation, molecular function: dihydrolipoyllysine-residue acetyltransferase activity. NCBI's taxonomy places the organism in Eukaryota, Viridiplantae, Streptophyta, Magnoliopsida, Solanales, Solanaceae.